AUGCUUUCUUCAAUUUCCCGCCAAAUCUCCAAAAUCUCAACCCGCUCAAUAACUUCUCAACAAAUUUUCGAUCGAGAGAAGAAAUUCGGCUGUCAUAAUUACAAGCCGCUUCCAGUCGCAUUGGAAAAAGGAUCGGGUUGUUUUGUUUGGGAUGUGGAAGGAAAACGAUAUUUUGAUUUUUUGGCCGCUUAUUCGGCUGUUAAUCAAGGACAUUGUCAUCCAAAAUUAUUGAAGGUAUCGAGUUUUGGGGCGAAAAAACAGGGUGAAAAGUUGAAAAUAGGUCAUCUUAAAAUUGGAAUUGGAUUUAUAGUCCGUCGUGAUUGAUUCUCCAUAUUUCUUUUUUCCCGAAAUUUCUUUUUUAACCCACAAGGUAUAAAUUCAGAUGGAAAAAAAAUCUGAAAAUUGAAAUUUUUUUUUCAAAUUGCCACGUCAUAGGUCACGUUUUAUCUUAUUUUCUUAUCAAUUGUGGCAUGAAAAUUACAAAUUAUUAUUUUUUGGAACAAAAAUCAAUUUCAAAAUUCAAGAAACGUUCUCCAACUUUUCUAAAAAGUCAUCAUUUUAAUUGCAGACCCUUCAAGAUCAAGCUCAAAUUCUAACUCUAACAUCUCGCGCAUUUUACAACAAUGUUUUGGGAGAAUACGAAGAAUAUAUCACAAAAUUGUUCAAAUAUGAUAAGGUUUUGCCAAUGAAUACUGGAGUUGAAGCAUGUGAAUCGGCUGUGAAAUUGGCAAGAAGAUGGGCAUAUGAUGUGAAAGGUGUCAAGGAUAAUGAGGCUGUUGUGAGUUAUUGUUUUUUUUAGGAUUUGCUUUGCCAUGUGAAUUUACUGAGUUACCAAAAAUCUAAUUUUUUGCAGGUUGUAUUUGCCAACGAUAAUUUCUGGGGUCGUUCAAUUGCUGCAAUUUCGGCAUCAACAGAUCCCGAUUCAUAUGCCCGCUUCGGUCCAUUUGUUCCUGGAUUCCAAACUGUUCCAUACAAUGAUUUGAAAGCUGUCGAAGAAGCCAUCAAAAAUCCAAAUGUAGCCGCUUUUAUGGUUGAACCAAUUCAAGGAGAAGCUGGAGUUGUAUUACCAGAUAAUGGAUAUUUGAAAGGAGUUGAACAAUUAUGCAAAAAAUAUAAUGUUCUUUUUAUUACUGAUGAAGUUCAAACUGGAUUAGGAAGAACUGGAAAGUAAGUGUUUCUAGGAAAAAAUAAUCGGAAUAUUUUCAAAUAUUCCAGACUUCUCGCUCAUUAUCAUGACAAUGUUCGACCUGAUAUUGUUGUAUUAGGAAAAGCGCUUUCUGGUGGAAUUUAUCCAGUUUCUGCUGUUUUAUGUGAUGAUGCAGUUAUGAUGAAUAUUAAACCAGGACAACAUGGCUCAACUUAUGGUGGAAAUCCAUUGGCCGCUAAAAUUGCAAUCUCAGCGCUCGAGAUUUUGCAAGAAGAAAAAUUGGUGGAAAAUUCGGCGGAAAUGGGAGAGAUUUUGAUGAAUAAAUUGAGAACAUUGCCAAAAGAAGUUGUUUCGACAGUUAGAGGAAAAGGACUUUUCUGCGCUAUUGUUAUUAAUAAAAGUAGGGAUUUCAUAGAAUGAUUUCAAAUUUUAAUCCCAUCAUCUUUGCAGAAUACGAUGCUUGGCAAGUUUGCCUAAAACUCAAAGAAAACGGAUUGUUGGCGAAAAACACACAUGGUGAUAUUAUUCGAUUUGCUCCACCACUUUGUAUAAAUAAACAACAAGUCGAAGAAGCCGCUGAUAUUAUCAUUAAAACAAUUACCGAUUUUAGUAGAAAUAAUUAG
Molecule: messenger RNA, 1770 nt
Organism: Caenorhabditis angaria
Lineage: Eukaryota; Metazoa; Nematoda; Chromadorea; Rhabditida; Rhabditidae
Source: the annotation of a GenBank genome assembly